Lutzomyia longipalpis is the source of this 1656-nucleotide messenger RNA. RefSeq names its product arylsulfatase B-like. The record is from RefSeq and is a predicted model, not a curated record. Bases 1 to 1656 code for a protein of 551 amino acids. Lineage: Eukaryota; Metazoa; Arthropoda; Insecta; Diptera; Psychodidae. The transcript has 3 exons.
AUGUUGUUCCAAGUGAUUUAUCUUUUAGUGUGCAGUGUUUUAAUUUUAAAUGCAAGUAAAGUGGAAUGGAAAAAGGAGAUCGAUCAAAGGCCAAAUAUUGUUGUGAUCAUGGCUGAUGAUCUUGGAUCAUAUGAUAUUAGCUUGAAGGGAAGCAAUCAAAUUCUAACGCCUAACAUUGAUGCCCUUGGCUAUCAAGGAGUAAUCUUCAAGCGUCACUACACUGAGUCACUUUGCACUCCAUCAAGGGCAGCUUUCCUUACUGGUAAAUCCUCCAUCCACAUUGGUCUACAGAGUUCUGUAAUACUCUCUGGAGAACCACGAGGUUUACCCAUUGAUGUGAAAAUUCUUCCUGAAUAUCUAAAGGAAAUUGGCUAUAGGACUCACAUUGUGGGGAAAUGGCACUUGGGGAUGGCAAAGAAGGAUUUUAUCCCUACACACAGAGGCUUUGACUCCCACACAGGACACCUAGGAGAAUUUAUUGAUUAUUUUGACUUUACUCGUAUGACCGAAUCAUAUACCCGCGGUUUUGAUUUUCGAUGCAAUGAAAGUGUCUACCGGGAUAGAGUUGGUCAGUACGCAACGGAAGUUCUGACUGAUGAGGCAAUGAAGAUUAUUAGGAAUCACGAUACUACGUCUCAUCCACUAUUUCUCUACCUUGCACAAGCAGCUGUGCAUGCUGGCAAUAGUGAUAAACCCUUGCAAGCUCUAGCUAGAGAUGUGGAUAAGAUAAACCAUAUUAGGGAUCCUAGAAGAAGGCUUUAUGCUGCAAUGGUAAAAGCUUUGGAUCGAUCAGUUGGGAAAAUUGUUCAAGCACUGGACUUCAAAGGAAUUCUAGAAAAUACAAUUAUUUUAUUCUUUUCCGACAAUGGUGGUCCUACUGAAGGUUUUCAUUCCACUGGUGCAUCAAAUUUUCCACUGCGUGGGCAAAAAGAUGGUCCUUGGGAAGGAGGACUCCUUGGAACAGCCGUUAUUUGGAGCCCUUUUCUCCAAAAACGACACUAUGUCUCAAAUCAAGUGAUUCACAUCACGGACUGGCUUCCAACAUUCCUCGAAACAGCAGGCUUCACAUGGAGCAGCAGGGGCAGCAUAAAUGCCCUCGAUGGUCAUAGCAUCUGGCCGACUUUAACGUCCAGUAGACCACUAAGAGAUCGUGAAAUUGUUCACAACAUCGACACAAUAGAAGGCUACACAUCCUACUACACGCAUGGCUGGAAGUACAUCAAUGGAACUAUGUGGGAGGGUAAACAUGAUAGCUGGCUAGGAAAUAUGCCAUACGAAACUAGUCCAGAAGCUCAUCAAUACGAAAACAUUGUAAUGAAUAGCAUCACGUGGAGAGUACUGAAUCCUUUUGCCAGGAUGCACCUACAACCAAAUAACGUGAAAAGCUUGCGGAGUAGGACUGCAUUUCAUUGCCAAAAGAAAUUAUGGUUUUCUCGAGAAUGCAAGCCUCGGGAAGCUCCUUGCUUGUUUAAUGUGUACACAGAUCCAUGCGAAGUCAAUAAUGUGGCCCAUCUAUUGCCUGACUAUUUGAACUUGAUUCAAAGGCGAUUGCAAUACUUGCAAGAAAAUAUGGUGCCACCAUCCAAUGUUCCUGGAGAUCCAAAUGCAGAUCCUGCACUAAAUGAUGGAUUGUGGACAUGGUGGCUUGAAUCUUAA